Messenger RNA from Lycium ferocissimum, 2427 nucleotides. Its product is annotated as G-type lectin S-receptor-like serine/threonine-protein kinase RLK1. Gene Ontology annotation, biological process: protein phosphorylation; recognition of pollen. NCBI's taxonomy places the organism in Eukaryota, Viridiplantae, Streptophyta, Magnoliopsida, Solanales, Solanaceae. The record is from RefSeq and is a predicted model, not a curated record. Bases 1 to 2427 code for a protein of 808 amino acids. Gene Ontology annotation, molecular function: protein serine/threonine kinase activity; ATP binding. The transcript is spliced from 2 exons.
AUGGCUAUUCCCUUUUCUUAUGUUCUUGUAAUAUUACUUCUUUUUUUCUUUCCAUUACACACUUUAGCUCAAAAUAAUGGUAGAGUAGCUACUACUAGUUCUAUUAAUGCAACAGCUGGAAGUACCCCAUGGCUUUCACCAUCUGGUGAUUUUGCAUUUGGGUUCCAAAAAAUUCAAGAUAAUAAAGAUCACUUCUUGCUUUGUAUAUGGUAUGCAAAAAUACAAGAAAAAACUAUAGUCUGGCAUGCAAAUAUAAGUGGUCCAGUGCCACAAGGAUCAAGAUUGAAUGUUGAUCCUCAAAGGGGUCUUAUACUUAGUGAUCCUCAGGGAAAUACCCGUUGGAGAACUGAUUUGAAUUUGGGUAAUAUUGACUAUGCAUUCAUGAAUGAUACUGGGAAUUUUGUUAUCAUGGGAAGUGAUUCUACUGGUCCAUUGUGGGAAAGUUUUAGAAAUCCAACUAAUACUUUGUUGCCAAAUCAAAAACUGGAAAGAGGAAGCUUCCUUGUUUCUCAAAGAUCAGAAGCUAAUUUCACUCAAGGUAGGUUUUAUUUUCACAUGUUGGAUAAUGGGAAUUUGGUGCUUCGUACACGAAGUGUGCCUUCCAAUUCGAUUUUUGAUGUUGAGUACUAUAACAGUCAAACUUCUGACACAACAAAUGCAACCAAUUCUGGGGAUAAGUUGGUUUUUCAAGAGAAUGGCCUGAUGUACAUAUUGAAGCGAAACAAUCAAAAGAAAAUUCUUAAUUCCCGAUCCGUUCCUUCAGCUUCGGACAAUUACCAUCGCGUGACUCUUAACUUUGAUGGUGUUCUUACUCAUUAUUAUCAUUCAAGGAAUUCUACUAGCAGUGGCUGGGAUGUCCUGUGGUCUCAACCAGAUAACAUAUGCGUCGAUCUUGUGGGAGAAAAAGGAUCUGGUGCUUGUGGUUACAACAAUGUAUGCGAGCUUGGUUCAAACAACAGACCGGUUUGUAGCUGUACGAAAGGAUUUUCACUUAUUGAUCCGAACGAUGCUAAUGGCGACUGCAAACACGAUUUUCCUCCAAGUUGUAAUGAUGUUACGAGUGGUUCUCCUGAAGAUUUUUACAAUUUUACCGAGGUCCGUGAUACUGAUUGGCCAUUUGGUGCCUUUCAGCUAAUUACCCCUUCAACAGAACAAAACUGCCGAAGUGUUUGUUUGCAUGACUGUUUGUGUGAUGUUGCCGUUUAUCACAAGAACAGCUGCUGGAAAAAGAGGCUGCCUUUGUCGAAUGGGAGAACAGACACCAAUCUGAAUUCAACGGCUUUUAUCAAAAUAAGGAAAAAUGCUGCUCCUCCACUAAGUCCUGGCCUUCCCAAUAAUCCAGCAUCUUGUCAAAGCAAAAAUUGGCGAAAUUGGGAUGUUGUGUUGUCUGCGCUCUUAGGAAGCUCGGUCUUGGUAAAUGUUCUUUUCGUUGGUGUAUCUUGUUGGGGAUUCUUCCAUAUUUACAAAAUGAAAGCGAAGACAUCAAGCUCUAUGAGUCACGUGGCAAACUCUACGUGUCAUAGUUUUACAUAUAAAGAACUUGUAGAAGCCACAAAAGACUUCAAAGAGGAGCUAGGUAGGGGUGCAUGCGGGAUUGUUUACAAAGGGGUAAUGCCUAUCGGUUCAAGAAACGUAGUCGCUAUAAAGAAACUGGACAGAGUUACUCAUGAGGUAGAGAAAGAAUUCAUGACUGAGGUAAAUGUGAUUAGUCAGACUCAUCACAAGAAUUUGGUCCGUCUGAUUGGAUAUUGUAAUGAAGGACCUCAUCGUUUGUUGGUCUACGAUUAUAUGAGUAAUGGCACUCUUGCAAGUUUCAUUUUUGGUGAUCCAAAACCUACUUGGAGCCAGAGGACAAAUAUUGCAAUGGGGAUUGCAAGGGGACUUGUGUACCUCCACGAAGAAUGCAGCACGCAGAUUAUCCAUUGUGACAUAAAGCCUCAAAACAUUCUCCUGGAUGGUUAUUAUGUUGCUCGAAUAUCAGAUUUCGGAUUGUCUAAACUGCUGAUGAUCAACCAGAGUCGAACGCUUACCAAUAUUAGAGGAACGAGAGGUUAUGUUGCACCAGAAUGGUUUAGGAAUAGUCAGGUCACGGUUAAGGUGGACGUUUACAGCUUUGGUGUAUUGCUACUGGAGAUCAUCGCUUGCCGGAAAAAUUAUGAGAAUGAGGAAAACUACGGACCAGAGGCAAUUCUUAGGGAUUGGGUUUUGGAUUGCUUUCAAGAAGGAAAAUUGGAAGCUCUAGUGGAAAGUGAUAUCGAGGCCUUGAAUGACAAUAAGCAGCUCGAGAGGUUCGUGAUGGUUGGUAUUUGGUGUAUUCAAGAGGAUCCGUCGAUGAGACCUACUAUGAGGAAAGUGGCUCAAAUGCUUGAAGGAUCUGUUGAAGUGACUACUCCACCAUGUCCAUAUAAUCUUAGCAUUACUAUGUAA